AUCACAUCUGCUGCCACGGCAUUGUAGCAAUGGCCGCAAACAGACUUCCCCUUCAAAUCCGUCCAAACGGCUGAGCAUCAGCGCAGAGUCGCCAACGCACAGUUCUUUGACCUCAGCGAUUUACCAUGGGUGUCACUGGACUGUGGACUGUGGUUGCCCCCACUGCCCGUCCAACCCAACUCGCAUCCCUCAACCGCAAACGCCUCGCCGUCGACGCAUCCAUCUGGAUCUACCAAUUCCUCAAAGCAGUCCGAGACAAGGAGGGCAACGCCCUACGCAACAGCCACGUCGUCGGCUUCUUCCGGCGCAUAUGUAAACUGCUCUACUUUGGGAUCAAGCCCGUGUUUGUCUUUGAUGGCGGGGCGCCGGUUUUGAAGAGAGAGACGAUUCGGAAGAGAAAGAGAAGACGGGAAGGCAGACGAGAAGAUGCGGCGCGGACGGCGGGGAAGCUGCUUGCCGUGCAGGUUGCGAGGGCCGCCGAGGAGGAAGAAAAGAGGCGAAGAACCGAGCGAGAGAGGACACCCGAAGAGGCCUUGCCUCCGGACCAAGAGCUGGUGUAUGCCGAAGAGCUGGGCAUGUCCAAGCAAGAACGCACAGCUGGACGAGGCGAAAAGUUCAGGAAGAAGGACCAAUACCAUUUACCCGACCUGGACGUAAGCAUCGAGGAGAUGGGCGCGCCCAACGAUCCGAGAAUCAUGUCUCAAGCCGAAUUGGAGGAGUAUGCGCGGCAGUUUCAUUCAGGCGAGGAUAUCAAUCUCUACGAUUUCAGCAAGAUCGACUUCGAGAGCCCCUUCUUUCUGUCACUGCCCGCUGGGGAUCGGUAUAACAUCUUGAAUGCCGCCAGGCUGAGGUCGAGAUUGAGGAUGGGCUACUCGAAGGAACAACUCGAUGGCAUGUUUCCCGAUCGUAUGGCGUUCUCAAAGUUCCAGAUCGAGAGGGUCAAGGAGCGAAAUGAAUUGACGCAAAGACUCAUGCACUUGAAUGGUAUGGUGGAAGGAGAUUUCCUGAGAGAGGGUGGUGGCAGGAUUGCUGGUGAAAAAGGCAAAGAGUAUAUUUUGGUGAAGAAUGAAGGGGUAGAGGGGGGAUGGGCUUUGGGUGUGGUGUCAAAUAGGCAAGGCGCCGAGAAGGAGAAUGCAAUCGACCUAGAAGAUGAGGGAAAAUCUGACGUGGAUUUCAGUGCUGACUCGGAUCAGGACGAGUUUGAAGAUGUCGCGAUUGAAGGCUUGAAUCGACUUCCGAAGACCUGGGCGCGGAAGAGAAAGGCUGGCGUGGACUAUGACAUGUCAUAUGAAGAGGUGGCCGAAGAGAUUGCGAGAAAGAGGAAAGCGGUUUACGAAGCAAGGAAGGCCGCCUCAAACGCUAAAGAUGCUGCUCCAAAGGCUCCACGACGUGUUCCUCUGGUGCAGGACACGGAUAUGGUAACGACCGACGAAUCACUAUUUGUUCCCGAGGACAAAGCAGAGGGCGACGACGACGACGAUUUAUUUGAGGAUGUUCUACCACUGGACCCGGAGCCAGAGGAGAAUGACGAGGAUCUCCAACGGGCCAUAGCAAUGUCUUUAGAGCAACCAACCGAUGACGACCGAAGGGGCGGUGGCUGGGUGGCGGAAGCAGCUCCAGAACUAGCCAUGGAAGAGUCUGCAGAAGAAGAUGGCUUUGACUUACAAUCCGCCCUCGCAGAGUCAAGGCGAACCAAACUCAAGCCAACACCGAGCGUCAGAGAGAGAAGUCCGACGUCAUCGAAGGUGACAACCACUGCCACUUCAAAAUUUGACGGCCCGUUGCCCUUCGAGUCCCUCAAUCUCGGACAGUCACUACUGGGAAAGAAGAAAUCCAAGAAGGUCGAAGAGGAUCUAUCAGGUGGUUUCGAUCGGGAUCUCGGAGAUGAAGCUUUCCGCAAGGAGAGGCCUCCUCAGCCGAUGCCGGAAUGGUUCAAUGCCACCCCGAACAUUAAGGAUAUGAAAUCCCGGAUUGGGACUGUCGAUGAUUCAGACGUCGUGCACGGAGAAGAAGACGCCGUUCGAUGGGACGCCAUACGGCGCCAUGAUAUCAAAGUGGUGAUUGACCUCGAGGCUGAGGACGAGAGAGGCAGAAGUCAACAUCCAGUUGAUCUCGAAGAGGAGAAUGUCGAGGACGAAGUGCAAUUGUUAACUCAGCCAUCUCAAGAAGCUGUCGAUGAACUCAACCCUCCUAGUCAGCCUGAACCUCCCGAGGUUCAAGAAGUCGAAGAUCCGGAAAAACGAAAAAGAGACGAAGAGCGCGAAAAACGAUAUGAGAUUGCACGACAAAUCGCAGCUGAGAACCAACCCAAGGAAGAACCAUCGCCGACGAUUGGCGAGAUAGCCGAAGAAAUACAAGCUCGACCGCCUCCACCAUCUUCUGUCCCUCAGCACAAGCCUGAAGCUGUUCCUGAAAAGGUUGCUGUCGAAGAGAGCGAUUUCGAGGAAGUCGAAUGGAGUGAGUCGGACAAUGAGCAGCCUGUACAGCCAAUAAGUCCGGGAUCGCUCGGUACCGUCGAAGAAGAGUCUCCCCAACCUCGGCGCGGCACAGCGAUUGCGGCGCAAGAUGAAGAUGAAGGCGAAGAAUUUGAAGAUGUGGACAUGGAACCAGCUGUAACGCUAGAGCAAGCGCCACCACCGACUGGUGCCUUUCACGACUAUCCUGCAGUAGAGGGUCUUCCAGGACUCAGCGAUCAACCCGUCGCAGAAUCAAGCAUCACAGAAAUUCCAGACGUGGGUCCAGCCGAAGAGGAAGAUUUCGAUUACCUUUCCGCCUCGGAGGAAGAGCUGAUGCGUCAACUGGCAGAAGAGGCUGAAGAGCACACCCGUUUCACGUCUGCCCUCAACAAUGCCCAAGGUCCCACGGCUGAACAAGCCAUGCGCGACUUCGAUGCCGAACUCAAAGCCUUGCGGUCACAACAAAAACGCGACCGCCGAGAUGCCGAUGAAGUCACGCAGACAAUGAUCCAAGAAUGUCAAGCACUGUUGAGAUUAUUCGGCCUUCCUUACAUUACCGCCCCGAUGGAAGCCGAAGCGCAGUGUGCUGAACUCGUCCGCCUGGGCCUGGUAGAUGGGAUCGUCACGGACGAUUCGGAUAUCUUCCUCUUUGGAGGAACUAGGAUAUACAAGAACAUGUUCAACGCGGCAAAGUACGUCGAGUGCUAUCUCUCCUCAGAUCUUGAAAAGGAAUUUCUACUGGACAGGAGGAGAUUGAUAAGAUUCGCGCAUCUGUUGGGCAGCGAUUACACGGAAGGAAUUCCAGGGGUAGGGCCCGUGACUGCGCUAGAGAUUUUGACCGAAUUUGGUGAUCUAGAGGAGUUCAAGGCGUGGUGUGAGAGAGUCCAGCUCGGCAGGCCCCAAGAUCUGGAAAAUCAACUGACAACCCCUUUUCGACGGAAAUUCCGCAAGACGGUGCAGAAACGCCUGUUCCUACCGACGGGGUUUCCUGACUUGAGAGUUGAUGAGGCAUACUUGAACCCGGAAGUCGAUUCAAAUUCGGAGCCGUUUCAAUGGGGUGUGCCGGAUUUGGACAAAUUACGAGGCUUCUUGAUGGCGACGAUCGGGUGGACGCAGGAGAGAACCGACGAGGUUCUGGUCCCGGUGAUUCGGGACUUGAAUCGGCGCGAGGUGGAGGGAACGCAGAGCAAUAUCACGCGAUUCUUCUCCGGAGCGGUUGGUGUGGGUGGAAGGGGUAUCAAUGGAAACCCAGGAACUCGUGGCAAGGCGCUUGCCGUCGGUGGUGAGGGUAUUGGGCAGGCCCAAGCACAAGCGGAGGCGAUGGCUCCUAGAAAUCGCACGGGCAAGGAGUCGGGACGGAUGAGAAAUGCAUAUAAAAGGCUCAGAGGGGAGGCAGAGAAGCGGAGGAAACGGCGAGAGGACGAAGCGGACGAGGACGACGACCAAAUGGAAAACGACGAUGAGAUCGAGGUUCUUGAGGGACUCGGCGAGAUCCAGGGCAUUGAGGGUCUUGAAGGCCAGCCUGGCACGAGCACCAAUGCUGUCUCCACGCCCACUUUGUCUGUAGCAGAUGUCGACGACGACCGCGAUGAUGACGGAGAGUUUGCUGGAGAUGAAGCUCCACCCAAGCGCGCCUCGAGUUCGAAGUCGAGGUCCAAGGCGAAGGCCAAGGCCAAAUCGCAGGACUCCACGACGAAGCCACGACCAAAGUUGACCAAGAAAGGCGGGAGGGAGAGAACAGGCGGCGACGACUAAGUAGUUUUUGGUCCACCCUGCGGCCUUUUCGAGCUCACGAUAUCCCAGCUUCUCUUGCGAGGGAGAAGAAGGGAGCGUGCGUUACGAAGUUUACGACCGAAUGAGUAUAUGAGCGCAACUUCAGCACGUUGCGGACAUCCUGAAAUGAGGACGAGCUACCACUUUUUAAAUUCUGCUUGAUAUCCAAUACCAUUGGACACUG
Messenger RNA from Cladophialophora immunda, 4413 nucleotides. RefSeq lists its product as uncharacterized. Gene Ontology annotation, biological process: nucleotide-excision repair. Gene Ontology annotation, cellular component: nucleus. Bases 126 to 4211 code for a protein of 1361 amino acids. The transcript has a single exon. Gene Ontology annotation, molecular function: DNA endonuclease activity; single-stranded DNA binding. NCBI's taxonomy places the organism in Eukaryota, Fungi, Ascomycota, Eurotiomycetes, Chaetothyriales, Herpotrichiellaceae. The record is from RefSeq and is a predicted model, not a curated record.